AAUCGCGCCGCUGAGAGGCACGCGCAGCCGGUGCCCAGCCCGGUCGGUCCCCGCGCCCCUGCCCCUUCGGCCGUCACCCCUGGUACGCUCGGGGGACCCGGGUCUCCUGGCCGCACCAUGACCGAGCGUUGCAGCCUGUGGAGUGCGCUGUCCGCCGCCGCCUGCUGCUUCUACCGUGGCUCGCUGGUACAGGUGCAGGUGAGGGGGCGGCAUGGGGACCCGGGUCACUGCGCCCCGCCGCUGAGAUGGGGACCUCAGUCCAAGAGCAUCCCCGCAGGGUCGUGCAGUCCGGACAGCCAGCGAAGGGAGGGGGCGGGGUCGCCAUAGCUCACCUCGGGGUGACCAGGGCGCUCCACGGGAUGCGGGUGCAGGGUGCCAUUCCUUGGACUCUAGACUGCAGGAGACGUGAUAGGGAGUUGGAGCUGGAACUCGGGCUAGGAGAUGGGGUUCCUUCUGUCACUUAUGAGGUCCCUGCUGCUGACCCCAGGCCACCUGGCUCCCUAUUGUACCAGGAACGCAGGGCUGGUGUCUAGAGGCUGAAUGAGAGGCAGGAUGCGCAGUGCACGCUGAGGACACCACGGUGUCACUACCUUCCUUCCAUCUGGGUGGGCUCGAGGUACUGGGUUGUAGGUCUCCCAGUCCAGCUGGCCCAGGAGCGCAGGAGCGCACAGCGGCGGUGCGAGGGUUAAACGGAAGGGGGUGGAGGGGAGGACCCGGACCCCGCCUCUCUGCAGAGCAUCCUCUGGGGUGGCUGUGCCUGGGGUUGGGAUACCUAAGGGAGCCAGGGGAGUGGUGGGAAACCAGCUGGUAGGAAGGGGCUGAGACCCUGACAGAGGUUCUCUGCACUCCUGCCUCUUGGGCAUCCUGGGAGAUGCGGGGCACCUCACCUCUGAGCUCCCCCAACCUCACACACACACUUGCUCCGAGCCCGCCUGAAUGACGGCCCCGCCGGCGGCGGAGCACAGCAUCCCUGCACGGGCCAAUCAGGCGUGCGCAAGCCGGGAGGCGGUGAGAUCAUCUCUGACCAAUCGCAGUGCUCUGAGCGCAAGGAUGCUGCAUUCGCACCCCCCCUCCCAACUCUUGGGAGCUAAGGACCCUGAGGCCCAGGUUCUCCAAGGAGAAGUACAUUCUUGACUCCUCGCCAGAGAAACUGCACAAGGAGCUGGAAGAGGAACUGAAGCUCAGCAGCACGGACCUCCGUAGCCAUGCCUGGUACCACGGACGCAUCCCUCGUGAGGUCUCUGAGACUCUGGUGCAGCGGAACGGCGACUUCCUCAUCCGAGACUCACUCACCAGCCUAGGGGACUAUGUGCUCACGUGCCGCUGGCACAAUCAGGCCUUGCACUUCAAGAUCAACAAGGUGGUGGUGAAGGCCGGAGAGAGCUACACCCACAUCCGGUACCUCUUCGAGCAGGAGAGCUUCGACCACGUGCCUGCCCUCGUGCGCUACCACGUGGGCAGCCGUAAGGCCGUGUCCGAACAGAGCGGGGCUAUCAUCUACUGCCCUGUCAACCGCACCUUCCCACUGCGCUACCUCGAGGCCAGCUAUGGCCUGAGCCAGGGCAGCAGCAAGACUGCCAGCCCAGCCAGCCCCUCAGGCUCCAAGGGCAGCCACAUGAAGAGGCGAAGCAUUACCAUGACUGAUGGACUCACCACUGACAAGGUCACCCGCAGCGAUGGCUGCCCCAACAGCACCUCAUUACCCCAUCCUCGAGACUCCAUCCGAAACUGUGCCCUCAGCAUGGACCAGAUCCCAGAUCUCCACUCACCCCUGUCUCCUAUCUCCGAGAGCCCCAGCUCUCCUGCCUAUAGCACUGUAACCCGAGUCCAUGCUCCUUCUGCCACCCCCUCUACUUCAGCACAGCCUGCCUCCCCAGUUGCCCGCCGCUCCAGCGAACCUCAGCUAUGUCCUGGAAAUACUCCAAAGCCUCCUGGGGAGUCAGACAGGGCCCCUCACGCAAGCCCAUCCCACACCCUCUGCAAGGCCUCGCCAUCACCAUCACUCAGCAGCUACAGUGACCCGGACUCUGGUCACUACUGUCAGCUCCAGCCUCCGGUCCGUGGCAGCCGAGAGCAGGCCGCAGGAGAGACUCCCCGGAAGGCUAGGGGCUCCGGAGAGAGGCAAAAGGAACUGUUAGAAAAUGGAGUCUCUGACGGGGAGUGGGGCAAGACCUUCACAGUCCCUGUAGUAGAAGCCACCUCCUCUUUCAACCUGGCUACCUUCCAGUCCCAGCUGAUCCCCAAGGAGAACCGGCCUCUGGAGGUGGCCCUUCUGCGCAAGGUCAAGGAGCUGCUGUCUGAGGUGGAUGCCCGGACACUGGCCCGGCAUGUCACCAAGGUUGACUGCCUGGUUGCUAGGAUACUGGGCGUUACCAAGGAGAUGCAGACCCUAAUGGGAGUCCGCUGGGGCAUGGAGCUGCUCACCCUCCCCCAUGGCCGGCAGCUACGACUAGACCUGCUGGAAAGGUUCCACACCAUGUCCAUCAUGCUGGCAGUGGAUAUCCUGGGCUGCACAGGCUCGGCGGAGGAGCGGGCAGCUCUGCUGCACAAGACCAUACAGCUGGCGGCCGAGCUGCGGGGGACGAUGGGCAACAUGUUCAGCUUCGCCGCUGUCAUGGGCGCCCUGGAGAUGGCCCAGAUUUCAAGGCUGGAGCAGACAUGGAUGACCCUGCGACAGCGACACACGGAGGGUGCCAUUCUGUACGAGAAGAAGCUCAAGCCUUUCCUCAAGAGCCUGAACGAGGGCAAAGAAGGCCCACCGCUGAGCAACACCACGUUUCCACACGUACUUCCUUUCAUUACUCUGCUGGAAUGUGACUCUGCCCCCGCCGAGGGUCCUGAACCUUGGGGCAGCACAGAACACGGUGUGGAGGUUGUGCUAGCCCACCUGGAGGCCGCCCGCACUGUGGCCCACCACGGGGGCCUCUACCACACCAACGCUGAGGUCAAGCUGCAAGGGUUCCAAGCCCGACCGGAGCUCCUGGAAGUAUUCAGCACAGAGUUCCAGAUGCGGCUCCUCUGGGGCAGCCAGGGUGCCAACAGCAGCCAGGCCUGGCGCUAUGAGAAGUUUGACAAAGUCCUCACUGCCUUGUCCCACAAGCUGGAACCUGCCAUCCGCUCUAGCGAGCUGUGACCCCGGAGAUCUCGCCUCUCUGCAGCUGCGGGCAGCAUCGGCGGCAGAGGGGCUCAGGACAUUCCCUCCAGAGCACCACAGGGACACUGUGAUCAGCCCAAGAAUGUUCUGGGUUCAAAUCCAGGAUCUCCCUUGCACUUCCAGGGUCCUGAAUGGACUCUGAGCUCCAUUCUUCCAUCACACACGCGCCAAGUCUCCCUUCCAAAUGGACAGGAACCUCUGCUCCUCCCACCGGCUUGCGCUGGCCCCCCUUUUGCUGAGGUUCCCUGUUUUUGAGCCAUGGGAGGCUCCCCACCCCUCUUCCUUCCUGCAGGCAUCUAUGCCUAGAGGUGCCACAGCCUCCAUCUUACUGUAAAUAAGUCUGGUGUAAAUGUAUGUACAGAAGCCAUGCUCUCUUUCAUAUAAUAAACUUUAAUGACUCUUU
Messenger RNA from Mus musculus (house mouse), 3557 nucleotides. It is a transcript of the gene Sh2d3c, whose product is annotated as SH2 domain containing 3C. The record is from RefSeq and is marked validated. NCBI's taxonomy places the organism in Eukaryota, Metazoa, Chordata, Mammalia, Rodentia, Muridae. The transcript is spliced from 10 exons. Gene Ontology annotation, molecular function: phosphotyrosine residue binding; guanyl-nucleotide exchange factor activity. Gene Ontology annotation, cellular component: plasma membrane; axon; ruffle membrane. Bases 1616 to 3133 code for a protein of 505 amino acids. Gene Ontology annotation, biological process: small GTPase-mediated signal transduction; cell surface receptor protein tyrosine kinase signaling pathway.